AUGCUUGCUUCGCAGGUUUUAAUGGAAUUUCAAAAGUUACUUUCUCCUAAUUUUUUUUUAAAAAAAUUAUCUAAUGCUUAGCCUCAAAUAAUGUCUUCGGUCAGGAAUUUAUCACAAAAGAAGACUUGGAUUCUGCAAAUCUCUUUUCUAAAUGAAACCACACACAUGAUCACCUUCACAUCAGCAAUCCUUCUUUCUAGAAUGUUUUUUAAGAGUUGUGUGCUUUUAUUCAUGUGGAUGAGGCACACAUGACUCAUUCCACUAAGAUUUUUAAGAGCCACCAACUUACCUUUUCUCUUCCUAUAAAUACAUUUGCUGAAUCUGUGGUUUGAACCCUCACUCUAACCAUCUGACAAUCCCACAACAUUCUUGGAAUAGAAAGCAAAAACAGAAUCACAUCGGAGCAAUAGCAAUUCAUCGAAUAUGAAAACACAGCAGCUGGCACAUGUAGCCUAUCUGGGUGAGAGGACACCAAAAAGAAUUUUACAAGACCCUGCUAGUGCUAAUGCUAAUGCUAGAGGAUACCAAAUUUCCUCUUCUUCGAUUGGAUCUCUGAAAUUAAAACAGAAUGAAGUAAAUUGGAUGAACAAACUUGGAGGAAAGGCAGAUAACCUUGCAAAUGUCAUCCGAGAGCACGUGAGAUUAGGGCCCAAGAUCACUGAAACUGUGAAGAGGAAACUGAGUUUGGGGGCUAAAAUUAUUAGAGCAGGCGGUGUGGAGAAGAUUUUCAAGCACCACUUUAGCAUUAAAGAAGGAGAGAAGCUGCUAAAGGUUUCCCAAUGCUAUUUAUCAACAACAGCUGGUCCAAUAGGAGGCCUCCUCUUCAUCUCCACCGACAAGGUUGCCUUCUGCAGUGACAGAUCCAUCAAAUUGUCUUCUCCAACUGGCGAGUUUGCUAGAAUUCGUUACAAGGUGUUGAUCCCUGUAGAAAAGAUAUUGAGAGCCAAUGAAAGCCAAAACGUGAAGAGACCAUCAAAGAAGUACAUUGAAAUAGUUACUAUGGACAACUUUGAUUUCUGGUUCAUGGGAUUCUUGAAUUAUCACAAAACUUUGAAAUGUCUUCAGCAAGCACUUUCUCAGGCUCAAUACUUACAACUUGAUCAGAAAUGAUUAAACAGAUGUGUUCCACCCCAUGGCCCCCCUACUUCACUAGAUGUGUAUGAAUUAGGAGAACAAACUUGUAUAAAUAUUGUAACAACUUUGUUACUUAGGCUUUUCUUCAAUGGAACAAAAAAACAUAAUUCUUAUCAGUAAAUGGGUCAUUGAUGUUGUUUGCUA
This is a messenger RNA of Camellia sinensis, 1278 nucleotides long. Lineage: Eukaryota; Viridiplantae; Streptophyta; Magnoliopsida; Ericales; Theaceae. The record is from RefSeq and is a predicted model, not a curated record.